Cydia splendana is the source of this 6378-nucleotide messenger RNA. Its product is annotated as mitochondrial 2-oxoglutarate/malate carrier protein-like. NCBI's taxonomy places the organism in Eukaryota, Metazoa, Arthropoda, Insecta, Lepidoptera, Tortricidae. The coding region runs from base 141 to 1034 and encodes 297 amino acids. Gene Ontology annotation, molecular function: transmembrane transporter activity. The record is from RefSeq and is a predicted model, not a curated record. The transcript is spliced from 6 exons.
UAGAAACCACCAUGACACCACACCUUAAAACAUAAUUUUACACAUCCAACCAUUCAUCUCAUACAUACAUAUAAUCACGCCUAUUCCCUUUUAAUACAAAAUAAAACAUAUAAAUAAAUGUGCAUUGUACUUUGUGAGCCAUGGGCGACAAACCGAAACCGAAGAUCACGAAAAUACCUCCGCUCUACCAAUUCCUUUUCGGAGGAUCAGCCGGCAUGAUGGCAAUUUGCAUCGUCCAGCCCAUGGAUCUGCUGAAGACCAGAAUGCAGCUGCUGGGGCCUGCCGGCAAGGACUACACCAUGGUUAAGAUGGCCAAAGAGGUAAUCGCUAAAGAGGGUAUUUUUGGACUGUACAGCGGGAUAUCAGCCGCGCUGUUCCGACAGGCCACGUACACUACCGGACGCCUCGGCAGCUUCAACGCUAUCACCGAUAUAUACACCAAAUCAUACGGGACGCCAAACUUCGCCAUGAAGAUGCUGAUUGGGAUGACCGCGGGCGGCAUCGGGGCGCUCGUGGGCAACCCAGCCGAAGUCGCGCUUGUAAGGAUGACCGCUGACGGCCGCCUGCCUCCCGAGAAGCGAAGGAACUAUGCUCAUGUGUUUAAUGCGCUUGGCAGAAUGGUCAGCGAGGAAGGCGCAGGCACGUUGCUCCGAGGUGCCUCAGCCACCGUCUCCCGCGCAGCGGUCGUCAACGGCGCACAACUAGGCUCCUACGCUCAAGCCCGAGAGAUGCUCCUACCCAUGAUGGGGAACACUAUGUUCCUUCACUUUACUGCGUCUAUGAUAGCUGGCCUUGUCACCUCUGCUGCAUCACUACCGCUUGACAAGAUUAAAACGAAAGUGCAAAUGGCGGCAAAAGGAGGCGACCAAAAAGGCAUGGUCGGCGUAAUAUUCGAGGUGCUAAAGAAGGAGGGUAUCCUAGGGUUUUGGAGCGGGUUCCUGCCCACCUACCUCAAGAUAGGACCCCACACUGUCUUCACUUUCAUAUUCCUGGAGCAGAUAAACGCUGCCUAUUUAAGGGCCGUCAAUGCGUAACUUUUGGACGCCAACAACAUCUUAUUGCGUAGACAUCAAACGUUUGUUCUAUCGGCUUAGACCGUUAAGGAUGACUCACGCUAGAAUCGUCCGGGUCCGGGCCGAGGCGUCAGACACUUUUUCUACAGAAAGCGUCACGCGAUCACCGAUCUCCCGUCAUAGAAAACCAAGUAUCGGGCGUCUCGGCCCCAACCCGGACCGUUCUAGCGGGAGUCAUCCUUUAAAGUACCUAGUUGUUGGUAAUUACACAGCUCCAAGAACGCAGUAUGGCGUACGCUUUAAUGUAACCUUCAAAUCUUCAUAAUUUUAAGGUUAGUUUAAUACUUAAUGUGCAUGUUGUUGGCAUGUGAGCGACGUUUUUGUGACGUAUAGGGUUUUAACUCCUUACUGCAUGUAAAAAAUAUUUGUUUAAAUUUGAACUUUAAUAGCUGUCAAUAGAGUUGAAUAUCAUAUCACCCAUUAUAUGCCUUCGUAAGCGGUAAAGGGUUAAUAGGUCGUGAUCAGCCGGCGCUCUGGGGGCACAAGGUGAUUACUGGUGGACGCCAAUGAAAAAAUUAAAUAAUAUAAGGGAAUGUACAAAUAUAAAGAAUUCCAGAACAUUUUGGUGGGCGUUAACGAUGGCCACCUUAAUCGGUGGACGCCAAUGGAAAAAUUAAAUAAUAUAAGGGAAUGUACAAAUAUAAAGGAAGUUCCAGAACAUUUCGGUUGGCAUUAACGAUGGUCAUGUUAAUCAAAUCCUUCGAACAAGGCACAUUCCCUACGAUAUUAAAAAAAUCUGUUGUCAAACCAAUAUUUAAAAAAGGUAACAAGUCGGAAUUAGGAAAUUACCGUCCUAUUACAUUAAUCCCAGUCGUGGCAAAAAUUUAUGAACGUGCCAUGUACAACAGAAUCGAACGUUUCUUAGACAAAUUUAACAUCUUAAAGGACGAGCAAAACGGUUUUCGGAAAAAAAAGUCUACAACAUUAGCGUGCUUUAAGUUAAAUAACUUAAUUACGGACUGUAUAGACAAAGGCAUUCCAGUUGGGGAAUAACUUUUGGAUAUGUCCAAAGCUUUUGAUACCGUCUGUCACCGCCGACUUUUAGACAAACUCCAACGCUAUGGAAUUAGAGGACCCGCAUAUUCCUGGAUUCAAAGUUACUUGUCUGAAAGAAAGCAGUGUACUCAAAUUGAGAGGGUUCAAAACAAUAAGCUGAAAUCGUACAAGUCCCAGUAUAAAGUUAAUACAUACGGAGUGCCACAAGGCAGUAUUUUAGGCCCGUUAUUGUUUUUAAUAUAUAUCAAUGACUUACCUGAAUGUAUCCGACAUGAUUGCGUCCUAUUUGCUGACGAUACCACGAUAUUAAUCAAAGGUACCAAUACAGACUCAUAUGAACGCGAGGUAAAUACUGCAUUGAACGAUGUCAUCGAUUGGCUUAGCGAAAAUCAUUUAAAGCUUAGCAAAACAAAAUUUAUCCAGUUUAGAUCAUACAAAGCAGCGCCACAGACAAUAAAAAAAAAUUUACAUGACAACAUCGAAAUAGAAGAAGUAGAAGACUCUGUAUUCUUAGGCAUAACUUUAGACACUCACUGUAACUGGAAACGACAUGUAGAAAAUGUAUGUAAGAAAGUUAAUAAAUUUAUAUAUGUAUUAUGGAGACUCAAAGAAACGGUUUCGCAAAAAACAGCUUUUGUAACAUAGCAUGCUUAUAUCGAGUCCAUUUUUAGAUAUGGGAUCCUCUUAUGGGGAAACUCAGUUGAAAUAGAACGUGCAUCUGUAGCCCAAAGAAAGUGCAUUAAAACUAUUUGUGGUAAAGGUCGCAGAGAAUCGUGCCGACUUGAUUUUGCAAAGCAUAACUUAUUAACACUGACAAGCCUAUACAUUUACGAAGCAGCUGUCUUUGUGAAGAAGAAUCUAGAACUCUUCCCGCCAUUUAAUAAUAUAAAUAAUAGACCUCUUCGACAAUACCAAAUGACACUACCGCCCUCUAUAACCUUAAAAUAAGAAAAAAAGGCGCAUAUCACAUGUGUAUACAAAUUUUUAACAAAAUUCCUGCAAACAUAAAGACGCUACCAUUUAACGAGUUUACAUUUAAAUUGAAAAAUAUAUUGUGUAAUGCAAGUUUUUAUAACAUUGAUGAAUAUUUUAAUUAUAAAUUCUAACUAUUACUUACUUCAUUGUGACAUGUAAACGUUUGAUACUAUAAAUUCUAAUUUUUACUUCAUUGUGACAUGUAAACUUUUGACAUCAUAAAUCCUAAUGUAAUUAUAAAUUCUAACUAUUACUUAAUUAUGACAUGUAAACUUUGACAUUAUAAAUUCUAAUUCUUACCUAAUUUUGACAUGUAAACUUUUGACAUUAUAAAUUUUAAUUUUUACUUCAUUUUAACAUGUAAUCUUUUUACAAUGGUAAGUAAGACAAUUAGAUUUAACUAUAAUAGAUUGAUGAACUUAUGCGCUGAAUUUGAAUGACUAACUGACUGUAGAACUUGAUGUUUGUAUUUAAUAAUUUAAAUUUUGAUAAUAUUUUAGUAAACGCGACAUUUUUGUAACGUAUUUUCCUUUGACAUGCAUGAACUAUGUCAAUACAAAUAAUCUUCACAUGCCAUAAGGCCGAACAUAUCAUGGGUCAAUAUGUACACUUAAUAAUAUCUACUGUACCAUAUGUUCUCGUGAAUAAACUUUCAUUUCAUUUCAUUUCAUUUCAUCCUUUUCCAGGCUUUCAUAAUAAGGUUUACGAAUUCACAGUUAAGUUCUUCUAAUAGUCACAGUGGACAAUGGUGCCUAUAGGACCAUAUUCAGGAUAUACUCGUGUCCUCUAGCCGCCCACACGUCAAAAUUAAAAUUCACAAUCCAAUGGAAUGGGAGGACCUUUUUAUAGGUCUCUGGGCGGCUACAGGAUAUAGUUUUCUUUUUUAUAUUAAGUUUAAUUUUAAAAUUAUUUAUUUUAUAGAAAUUUUAAAAUUAUUUGUAAAUAUCUUUUUUAUGGUUUUUAGACAAAAUAUAGAGAUAACUCUAUGAAAUAAAUAAAAAUCUUGUUUCCACAACAAACUUUAUUUAAUUUACAAUGCUCCAUAGACAUUUUACCUUUUGGACGCCAAUAUAUCACGUAUAAUCGUUAUUUUUUGCCAGUUUUGAAAGAAAAUUAUGUUUUUCUAUGGAAGUAACCGUAGGUAGAUCAGGGCCGGAUUGCAUAAUAAAAUACAAGCUAAUACUAUUAGUGAUUUUACAUACAAAUUACAAAAUCACUAAUAGUAUUAGCUUGUAUUUUAAUAUCCAAUAGGCCCCAGGAUAAUUUUUCAAUGUUUUGACAUGGUUUGUGGCGCCAAAAGAUAAAUAUACCUAUAUAAUUAUAUAUAGACGAAGGUUUUAUUAUAGUACAUUUUUACUAAAAAAAACGGGUCACAUGACUGACACAUAUCACUGCCCAAUACAUACUCGUAAUAUUCCGCUAUUAUAUAUAUUUGAUACAUAUAUAGUUAAUGGGUGAAAAUAGUUUAUCUUAUUCAAGUAACCUUCACCACUAAACGUAGUAUAAUACCUUAAUAUGAAUAUAUCACAAAGAAAUAAAACAUUCGAAAAUUAUAAUAAUUCAUGGUGUAAAAUGGUCUGCGCAAGCAAUUUAUUAAGUAUUUUUAUGACAUGACAAAUAUUUUCAAAUCAUGAAAAAAAAAACAAAGAAAAUGUUUACCUUGUCCAAAGAUAAUGUCUCAUUAUUUCUUUACUCCAUAACAUAACUAAAUCAAAUAAUAUCAUUAUGUAUUUGCAUUUUGCGUAAAGAGCAGUCAUUCGUCUCGAGAACACCAAAACAAUAACUGUGGAAGAGUAAUAAAUUAAUGAUGUGGUGGUCCCAUACUGGCUGAUACAUAACGUUAUAAUUAUAACAUACAUAGUUUGACAGCCCUGUCAAAACCUGGACAGCAUAAUAACUAAUAAAACGGUUAUGUAGCAUAAUUUCUAAAAUCUAAUUUCCUAAGUACGAAAUUCCUAAAGACAGAACAUCGAAAAUGAAAACGUCUAAUGUACGAAAUUCCUAAAGAUGCAUGAUCCGAUCCGAUGAUGCACCAAUAAAACACUAUGAUUAACAUACAUAUUUCAUCUUUCGUGCGAAUUACGAUGUUAUGCAACGUUAUUUAUAACAGCCAGUGUGAUAGCACCAUAACUAACCUUUUGAACGCCAAGAACUAAAGUCGUUGCUACUAGUCGUGCCCACAGCACCACGGACAACUAUAGGUAUGGCGGACGCUGUCAAAGUAACCAUCACAUUUUAGAGCAUUGAGAUAAUAAUAUAUUAUUACUAUACAAUACAAUACUCUUUAUUGCACGCCUCACAUACUCGUAGUUCGUAGUGAGAAGCUAUAGAAAAGUACUAAUAAAACGUCGUAAGCGCCAUAAAAUUCAUGGCGUUUACGCGUGUAGGUCGCGAGACUCACGCUCCACUUCUAUGGUUUGUUGUCAAAACAAAAUCGGUAUCGUCUUGGGUCGUCCCAUUAGUUUUUCGUCAAGUUCUUAAAUUAGUCCUAUUCUGCUUUCAUCACGCAUUCUACAUUGAAAGCCACCGACGAUUGUGACGAAUGUAGAAUGGGUGACGAAAGCAGAAUAGGACUAAUUGAAGAACUUGACGAAAAACGAAUGGGACGACCCAAGACGAUACUACAAAAUCAACUCAUGGCGCAAAAUACUGGUUCCGUGUGCCGGUUCCUUGGCGUUUGAGUUAUGUUUGUGUUAAUGACAUAAAGCGUUCAAAUGGUUAUAUACCUGCCCUUAAUUUCUUACAACAAGGUCUGCAAGGUUUUAGGUUUUAGACCUGUACAAAUUGACAUGAUACAACAACAGUGUUUCGUUUCCUACAUUCGCACCAACUUUUGUGAUUAUAAUUAGUGUAGAAUCAUAAUUAGGUACAUUUUAACUUUGGCAUCUCAAGAAAUGAUAGUUUUUAAGCUAAAUAACUCCUCCAGAGCCCCAACAAUAUUAAUUUGGCAAGUAACAAGUGUUAAAAAAGAUUUAAAAACACACUUAAAGAAUACUUUACGCACUUAACCUUUUCGACGCCGUGUCAAACACAAAAGCUGUCACGCGGACGCCACGUCACCGAAGUGUCAAAACUGAAAUUGAACUUUAUGCAUAUGCACGUAGGUCUAUGUUGCUCUGUGGUCUGUGACCGAUUAAUCAAUCUUUGGCGUUGAACCUGCGCUGCGGAUAUAUCGGUCAUUGGCGUCCAAAAGGUUAAAGAAUUGAACUCAAAACGAAUUAUGCUCCUAAACCCCAAGGUCCUACCUAUAGUACUUAUUCAGUUCAGUGAAAUUGAAAUCAUAUUCGAUUGGAACAGAGUUGCUUUUGCUUUGUUUCGUUCAGUUUUCAAACAA